This is a messenger RNA of Penaeus indicus, 1626 nucleotides long. RefSeq lists its product as uncharacterized. The record is from RefSeq and is a predicted model, not a curated record. Bases 17 to 526 code for a protein of 169 amino acids. The transcript is spliced from 3 exons. Lineage: Eukaryota; Metazoa; Arthropoda; Malacostraca; Decapoda; Penaeidae.
CACCACUACCAUCCGCAUGAUCCAAGUGGUUCCUCCCUUCCUGUGCUGCCCUGGCAUCCUCAGCUGCUGUGCCAUGAGAGCACGCGUGUCUGGUGCCCCGAAGUCCGCUGCCGAUGAAGACCGCGUCGCCUUCCCUUUCAGGUCGCUCUGGUCGACGCCGGCGACGCAGGAGGACUACGGGCCGCCCUCGCCGCCCUCUCCCCUCACGCCCGCGCACAGUUCUUCAAAGAUUCCCUUCCACUGCACAAGGCCGCCGAGGGAGGCCGGAGGGCCACGGUGGAGGCGCUCCUCGCCGGAGGCGCUCACCCCAACGCCCGGGAGGAUUUUGGCCAAGAGACCCCCCUUCACAAGGCUGCCAAGGAGGGUCAUCAGACUGUGGUGGAAGUCCUCGUGGCGGCGGGCGCUGACCUCAACGCCAGAGACUGCUGGGGUAAGGCGACGGGAUCAACGUUUUUUUUUCUUACUGUUAUUAUUAACUGUAAUGUUAUUAUCUUUUAAUCAUUAUCAGUUUGGUCAUUAUCACUGAAAAUAAUUAUGAUAAUAAUAGCAAGAAAAUUGUAAAAUCAAUGUGAUCAUUAUUGUUACUAUUAUUAACAUUAAUAUUGUUUUUUAUUUCCAUGAUUGUUAUUAUUAUUAUUGUUGUUGUUAUUACUGUUGAUAUAUAUAUAUUAUCAUAGUAUUAUAUUCAUCAUCCCUUAAAACACAAAACCAAUUUAAUGAAAAAAAAAAAUGCAUUUCUUUAUCUCCAUUUCCUUUGGCAAGAAGAAAUAUUGUCUUGGGAAAAUUGACUAAUUGGCACCUUCUGCCUAACUGCCACGCUAUUUGUGAGAAAAGAAAAAUAGUUUGCAUGCCAUUAUUCUGCAUAUGGAUGGCGCCUUGUGACUGUUCUCUUCACACUCAGUGUUUAUACUAAUUGGUGGUCUGAGAUUUUGAACGCCAUUUUUCUGUCACUCAAGGUAUGGGGUUUUAUUGGGUGUUGCCAGUUAGUCAAUUUCUCAGAGCCGAUAUUUGUUUCUGAGAUAUAUAGGACAUAAUUGCCAAAUGAUAUGAUUUGUGUGUGCAUGCGUGUGUGCGCAUGUGCAUGUAUGUUUGUGUGUAUGUGUGUGCAUGUAUGUGUGUGUACGCCUGUGAGUGUGUGUGUGUAUGUGUGUGUGCAUGUAAUGUGUCUGCUUGUAUGUGUGUGUAUGCGUUUAUGUGUGUGCCUGUAUGUAUGUGUGUGCGUGUAUGUCUGUGUACGCCUAUGAGUGUGUGUGUGCGUGUAUGUCUGUGUAUGCCUGUGAGUGUGUGUGCGUGUAUGUGUGUGCAUGUAUGUCUGUGUAUGCCUGUGAGUGUGUGUGUAUGUGUGUGUGUAUGCCUGUUAGUUUAUGUAUGUGUACGCCUAUGAGUGUGUGUUUGUGGGUACGCCUGUGAGUGUUUGUUUGCGUGUGUGUGUACGCCUAUGAGUGUGUGUGUGUGUGUGUGUACGCUUGUGAGUGUGUGUAUGAAGAAGAAAACUCUAGGCCAUUUUUUUUUUCUUUCCCUUUCUCUCUCUUCCUUUUUUCUCUCUUGUGUGUGUGCGUACCUGUAUGUAUUUGUUUGUGUGUGUAUGUGUGUCUCCCUCCCUUUUUCUUCCUUUUUCCUCUUUUC